Molecule: messenger RNA, 720 nt
Organism: Rotaria sordida
Lineage: Eukaryota; Metazoa; Rotifera; Eurotatoria; Philodinida; Philodinidae
Source: the annotation of a GenBank genome assembly
AUGAAUUUUCCAUGUGGACCGUUAGAUACGAUCCAAUUAAUUGCGCUUAUUUUAUUCGCACUUCUUACUUUACAAUGUCUAUUAGGUAUUGGUCUUGGCAUUGGAUUCCUUCUUCAGCCACCAUUGUAUAAUACUAUUGUUGAUCUUAAUUCUGCUUUUGAUAAACAAACAUAUUUUUCGAUUUAUGCACCUCAUAUACUUUUGAUAAUCGGUAGUGGUUUAGUAGCUAUACCGAUUAUUUUAGGUAUAGUUGGUAUAUUACGACGUCGUUGGCUUUAUUUAAUGAUUUGUCUUGCUUUACUAUCACUUUAUAUGGCAUGUUUAUCAGGUGCUGUUGCAUCAGGUUUUGCUUAUUAUGAUCAACUUAAACAAAAUCUUCAAAAUGAUGCUUCAAAUUAUUCAACAAAUCUUAUUUGGACAUCAAUUCGUUCAACAUAUAAUUGUACUAUCAAUAAUUGUGUUUCAACAUUAGACGAUAUUAUGCAUGCAAAUAAACAACGUAUUGGUAUUAUUUCAUCAGUUUUUCUACUAGUGCCAUUAUUAACAAGUAUUAUUAUCAUAUUUCAUAUGCGUCGGGAUCUCAGACAACCUAAUUUUAACGAUCGAACUAAGUUGAUUAAAGUAUAUGCAUGUCGUCUUCUUAUUAUUAUCAAAAUCGUUAUAAUUAGUAUGGACAAUCAUGUAACUAUACUUAUUCAUACAAUACUUAAACAACGAUGA